AUGUCUGGAAUUUUUGAGUGCCACUCAGUGACAGAAACACUCCCUAAAUGGAUCUACUACCAAUUUCCCAAAGAAAUGCUAUCUGGAAUCUUAGUGGGCGGAGCCACCGGUUGUAUGAAUGCAAUUGUCACUUUUCCUGCAGACUAUGUGAAAACUCAAAUGCAAUUAAUUGGGAAGUCGAAUGGUAGUAGAUUUUCCAGACCAUUUGAUUGUGUUAGAGAAACUAUAAGAGCUCAUGGAAUUGCUGGGCUUUAUAAGGGGUUGCCUAUUGUUGUAAGCGGAAAAUGUGCAGCAAUGUCGUGCAGGUUCGGGACUUCUGAACUUCUGAAAAGUCAGAUAUCUGAUGAAAAUGGAGCAUUAUCUCACUCUCAAAAAGUUCUCUGUGGACUGGCCGCCGGCUUAGCUGAAGCAGUUUUUGUCGUCACUCCAUUCGAGACUCUAAAAGUGAAAUUCAUUCAAGACCAAGGUUCCCAGCAUCCAAAAUAUCACGGAAUUUCUCAUGAAACCAGAGUUAUACUAAAAACAGAAGGGCUUCUUGGUGUCUACAAAGGUGUGGGAGCUACAACUCUAAAGGUUGGCUGUGAUCAGAUGAUGCGAUUUGUCGCCAUGGAACACCUGAAAGAAUUCUACAAAAGUGGAGAUAACACAAAAGGAAUAUCAAAGCCUAUGCUAGGAAUCAUGGGUGCUGUUGCCGGUGCAUUGACCGUUUUUGCAAAUACCCCCAUUGAUGUGGUUAAAACUAGAAUGCAAAGUCACGAGGGUGGAGAGUUCAGAAAUUCUUUCCAUUGUGCUCGAACGAUUUGGAGAGAGAACAAGUUUGCAGGAUUCUAUAAAGGAACAACUCCCCGACUCUCCAGAGCUUGUCUAGAGGUGGCUUUGACUCAGAUGCUUUAUGAUUUCUUCUCUAAACAAUUCGAAUAUUACUGGGUUAAAUAA
Molecule: messenger RNA, 936 nt
Organism: Caenorhabditis briggsae
Lineage: Eukaryota; Metazoa; Nematoda; Chromadorea; Rhabditida; Rhabditidae
Exons: 4
Coding region: 1-936 (311 amino acids)
Biological process (GO): mitochondrial citrate transmembrane transport
Source: RefSeq, a predicted model, not a curated record